Messenger RNA from Diaporthe batatas, 1132 nucleotides. RefSeq lists its product as uncharacterized. Lineage: Eukaryota; Fungi; Ascomycota; Sordariomycetes; Diaporthales; Diaporthaceae. The record is from RefSeq and is a predicted model, not a curated record. Gene Ontology annotation, cellular component: cytoplasm. The coding region runs from base 128 to 1132 and encodes 334 amino acids. The transcript is spliced from 2 exons.
GCGUCAUCACCUUCUCAACUUGAACUGACCUUUCCUCAUUAACGAGCACAUCAUUUCCACUUCGUCCAUAUAGCGAAGAGUUUCCUUAGACGACUCCGUUUGCACCAUUUGGACAGAACCAGGAGAAAUGGCCACCCGCUUCGCGCUGAAAUGCGCAAAAGAGUCCGCCGGCGAAAUUCCCCUUCCUAAUCUCUGCAUAGGUACCUGGGCGUGGGGGGACUCCUGGACGUGGAAAAACGCCUCAAAAGAAGCAGUGACUAAUUUGGAGGGUGCAUGGACCUGUAUGAGUGAUACAAACCUCUUUUUUGUCGACACCGCCGAGGCUUAUGGGCAGGGCGAGUCGGAGCGGAUCAUCUCGAAGCUCCGCCAGGAUCCAAAGUUCACCAAUGAUGAGUUCAGGGCGCGGCUUGUCAUCGCUAGCAAGUUCCUUCCAAUUCCAUGGCCGCCGACCCGCUUGUUCCCGGGUAGCAUGGCGAACUACUGCAGGGCGAGUCUCGAGAGGCUGGGCAUGGACAAGAUGGAUCUAUAUCAGAUUCACGGACCAACACACUUUGCCAACUCGAUUGAUGCCAUGGCGAGCGGGCUCGCAAAGUGUGUGGAUCUGGGCUUGACUCGUUCGGUCGGUGUCAGCAACUACAGCAAGGAUGAGAUGAUCAAGAUGGACGAGGCAUUGAAGAAGAAAGGACUAAGGCUUGCGAGCAACCAAGUUGAAUUCUCACUGCUGCGCACCCUCCCCGAGAAGAGUGGGCUCUUGGAAGAGUGCAAAAAGCGUGGAAUACUGCUGAUGGCUUAUAGCCCGCUCGGCAUGGGCCGUUUGACCGGUAAAUACGGAAAGGGAAACCCCCCACCAUCAAAUAGAAAAUUCGGAAACUACCCCAUGGAGAAGCUUGCCCCUCUCCUGGACACCCUGAGCAAGAUAGCAAAGGCGCACGACAUCAAGUCUAGUGCCGUGGCACUCAAAUGGGUGAUUCAGAAGGGGGGCAUUCCACUUGGUGGGGUUAAAAAUGCCAAACAGGCCGAAGAAAAUGCGAAGGCCGCCAGUGAUGAGUGGAUUCUGAGCGAGAGCGAGAUGGAGGAGCUGGACAAACAUUCCCAGGUAGGAACGACGAACUUCAUGUGGCAGCAUGGCUGA